AUGAAGACCGUGCCGAAAGAAAAGAAGGAGAGGAAAACAGCAAAACUGAAGGACAAGGUGGACAAAAAGAAAAAGGGCGAUGAGGAGAAGCCAAAAGCAAAGCCCGAUGGUGAAACGGUCUCCGAAGAGAAAGCGCUUGCCAAGAAACUGAAGAAAGAGAAGAAACAGAGGAGAAAGCUGAGGAAAAAGAAUCAGGCGGCUGUCGCAGAAGGGGAGAUUUUGGCACCGAUUGCAGAGAAGGUCGAGUUCGAUGCAAAUGACGAGGCGUCCUUCGAAGAUUUCGAAUUAUCCGAAUUGUUGCUCAAGAUAGUUUGUGAUCUCGGUUGGGAGAAGCCUACGCAAGUUCAAGAAUCGGUCAUCCCGCUGGCAUUAGAGCAUAAAAACUUGAUGGUACGUGCGCGAACGGGAAGUGGAAAAACGGCUGCGUUUGUAUUGCCUAUCCUCCAGCAAUUGAUCACGUACACCUCAGGAUCCACCGACUUGCAACCAGGCCCAUACGCGCUCUUCAUUGCGCCAACAAAGGAGUUAAGCUCUCAAAUCUACACAUUGUUGACGACGUUUAUCCGCGCGUAUCCGUAUCUGCGAUGCAUUCAUCUGACCGAGAUUAGCGAGACCGAGAAAGGCGUCUGGGAGAAUGACCAGCCUGAAUUGGUAGUCACAACACCCGGAAAGCUGAAGACAAUGCUUGACAUCCGCAAGGACUACUGCCUCAACGUUCGUCACUUGGUGCUCGACGAGGCGGAUCUACUCCUGUCGUACGGAUAUGAGGCGGAGAUGAAAUUCAUCCGCUCUUGCCUCGCAUCGAAAUAUCAGACAAUUAUGACUUCCGCCACGCUAUCCGAUGACAUGACGAGCUUGAAGACCAUUUUCAUCACUGGCCCAGUCCUGACGAUUAAAUUGAAGGAAGGUGAUCUGCCAGAUGCAAACCAGCUCACCCAAUAUCAUUUAUUCGUUGAAAAUGAUGAAGAACGCUUUGCAAUCCUCCUCUCCAUGUUCAAGCUGAAGCUCAUUGUCGGCAAGACGAUCAUCUUUGUCGCGAACCCGGAUCGUUGCUACCAGAUGAACCUCUUCCUAAACGCGUUCAAGCUGAACUCUGGGAUUCUGAAUUCGGCGAUGCCGGCAAAUUCGAGAUGUCUCGUCAUCCAGCAAUUCAACCAGGGACUAUUUCCGGUGAUUGUGGCAUCGGAUGCGGCGCAUUUGAUCGGAGAUGAGGAGAAGACCGAUGAGGCGCCGGCGACGGGCAAGCGUCCAAAGCGGAAGUUGGACAAGGAGGCGGGUGUGGCACGUGGUAUCGACUUCCACCACGUUUCGAACGUGAUCAAUUUCGACUUUCCGAAGACGCUGGAGGGGUACAUCCACCGUGUCGGAAGAACGGCCCGCGGAUGGAAUAAGGGGACAGCUUUGUCAUUUUGUACGCCCAGAGAGCGAGCUUAUUUGGACACGAUCAAGGAUCAGGUGACCGAAAUGAUGGGAAAGCCAGUGAUGCAUCAGUACGACAUCCGCCUCACCGAAAUCGAAUCGUUUCAAUUGAGAGCCAGGGAAGCGCUAGCCUCGUGCACGAAGGGCGUUAUUCGAGAAGCACGACUGGCCGAGAUUCGUGAGGAGGCGUUGCGAUCAGCGAAGUUGAAGUCCUACUUUGCUGCGAAUCCCCGCGAGCGCGAUGUGCUGGCAUCGGACAAGAAAUUGCACACACUGAAGCUGACCUGCCCGGCGAUGGGUGACGUGCCGGAUUACAUUGUCCCGAAAGCGCUGCGUGGCAAUGAUUAUACGUCGGACCAAAAGAAGCGUCACCGGCAUCGUGUUAGCCAGGGCAAAAAGCAUGCGAUGCGCAACAAGAAGGACCCGCUGAAAUCGUUUAAGGUC
Molecule: messenger RNA, 1863 nt
Organism: Mesorhabditis spiculigera
Lineage: Eukaryota; Metazoa; Nematoda; Chromadorea; Rhabditida; Rhabditidae
Source: the annotation of a GenBank genome assembly